Molecule: messenger RNA, 2511 nt
Organism: Amoebophrya sp. A120
Lineage: Eukaryota; Dinophyceae; Syndiniales; Amoebophryaceae
Source: the annotation of a GenBank genome assembly
AUAGAAUUGCCACGGUUCUUUGGCGACUGGCAGGGUUUGAAUCGUCAGACGAGUAAUAUGGAGCUUCUUCAUUGUUUCGUAAACGACUCCCAGUUUGUUUGGCAGUAGCGGAAAAAACAGCUAUACUAGAAGCUCACCUUCGCCGCCCACAUAGCUCCUCCAACAAAAAAGCAAAAAAAUGGGUUGCUCCCAGUCCAAGAAGCCGUCUCUCAGCUCGGUCGUCCCGAACGAGGAUGGUGGCUCCCCUGUGAAAACCGCCAAUAAAAGUGAAGUUGCGGCGAAGGUCGGCUGCAGCAAAACCAUCAAGCUUGACUCCUGGUUGACCCGAGUUCCGGUAGUGGACUGGGAGAAAAGCGAUGUGCACCGGUGGCCCGCGCGAUCGGUAGAUUGGGGGGACAUGGAGAGAUGGGAAGCCACUCUCAACGAAGACCUGGCACGUGAGGGAAAAGCAGCUGAUGUCGCGAGUGGAGGCAAGGAAAGGAAAGCUGCGCUUGCGGUAGAACUUUGUGUUUAGAUAGAAGCAAUUCAAAAUAAACCUUUUGAUUGAGAUUCGUCGUGGUUGCAGAGAAUUGAGAUGCUGUGCAUCACUUUAAGAAAAUCACUCUCUCUCAGGGCCGCGAGGAAGAAGUCUUGGGGCGGUUGCGAAAGGAGUGCGGCGUAGCUUUCCAGUCAGACGAUUUCUUGAAGAAGGCGCUGCGAACUCAUCUGUAAGAUCGUUGAGCACUUUUUGUAUAAGAAUGUUGUGUUUCAGGUUCCUAUGUUAGUUUACGUGACAUAGCAGCUUCACAUGUGUUGCGACGCAGAAGUGUUUUGACACUGACAAAAGAAGCCAAAACGCUUGAGCAUCUCCUUUUCGGAAGUUCCUUGAACCUCUCGUCAGGUAUCUUCAAGCCGAUGAAGCUCGUGCAAGUUCCUCUUCAACGGCGGCAACCGCAGCGGAUGUGCCGCGCGUGGCACCGAGUAAUAUGAUGACCUUCGCCCCAUUCCCGAUGUUCUCCGAAGUCGCGAAAGCCGACACUGCGAAACUAGAUGCACUGGUCGCGGAGUGCCGGAAGGUGCCGAUCAUUUGGACGCCCUUGCCCACUGAUGUGAUCAAGCGAGACGAGGUUCCGGUUUUACACAGCAGCAGUUGUAGCUCUUCAUCUUCAAAGUCAAACUCGAACGCCCGCCCGGCGGAGACACUCCUAGAAGCUGUGGGAAGCAGUGAAAUAAUAAAACCCACGCGGAACAACACUAGUUCAGCCAGUAACUCUAACUCUUCUGCAAAAGAGGAGAACAAGACGAUGACCACGGGCCUGACUUGUUCUAGUAGCGAAAUAAAUAUACCUGGCAAGCCACUAGAAGAUCCUGCUGUCGCUUCCACAAGCACGGUUUCCUCCUCCUCCUCCUCGUCUAGGAGCAAGGGCUCGGGAAAAUCUGCUGGUAAAACUGCUGCGCAGUACAAGGCAUACUACUCUUCGAAGAAAGGUAGUAAAGGCAAGAGCAACGGGAAGAAGCCCGGGGGAAAAAAAGGAAUGUCGGAUAACAAGGGGACAAAAUCUGGGCCGGUGGUAACCUUUGCAAACAAGACACCGAAUGAUGAAGAAGACCACGAGGCGACGAAAAACAAAAACACAACUGUGCCACCGCCAGGUGGUCAACGUGUACCUACAACAGGCAAAGAACCCAAGAUUGUCUCCUCCACUUCCACGCUGGCAACCCCGAGCAGGACCACUGGAAUAUUAAAAUCGUCGCGCUUGAGAACGUUCGAAGAGAGGCGGCACAAAAUGCUACCGAAGUUUGACCAGACCUACGCGCAGCGGUUCGAGAAGCUGACUCUGGAAGAGAGGCGGAAGAAGAUAGCGUUGCGGAAAGCUUUUCUAUUCCGCCUGCCGAAGAAAAGCAAACCGAUUUUGCACGACCCGGACCCGGAAUUCGGCUGUAAACCAGGCCGAUUUUUUCUGUUCGGAAAAGAAGACGACGUUUCGCCGAAUAGAUUAAAGUCGCCCGGACUGGAUUCUAGCAGCUCCUCUUCCUCGUCUGGUAGUAGCAGCAGCAGCAGUGGGAGAAGUUCCUCGAGUUCUAGUAGUAGCAGUUCAUCCGCCUCUAGUUCCGACACGAGUUCUUCUUCUUCCUCGAGCGGCGAGUCUUCCUCCUCUUCGAGUGGCAAAGGAUCGCCGGCGCAGCCGAAGUAGGCUAGCAAGUCGCGAGGUAGGAGGACAACGGUUUUUGUUCACGCGUAAGAAGUAUUUUGUGGGCAUUCACAGUGAAGUGCUUGGGUGUGUUUCAAACUGUUUCUUGAAUUGACAAAAAAAGCCCGAGAAUAGAAGUCAUUCUGUAAACAGUAACGGUUUCUCUGGAACUGGAUGUAAAAUCGGCAUUAUCAGAAGUUUCGAGGUGGAAUAAAGAAGACAUCGUUGGACAAUUUUUGAAGGCCUUUGCAAAAAGGGCAGAAGGAAUACGCCAGGUAACGAACAAUUCAUGAAAUAAGCUCGUGGCUUGCUGUCUAAGUCUAUCGACGAGAUGUGGGAG